AUGUCAGGCUCGAACACGCCAUCGACAGAGAACGAUGAGGUGGCCGUGGACAAGUUCAAGCCCAGUGGCCGUUUUAUGGCCGCUUUCACCUCCCUGGCUAUCGUCAACCUCGCCUGCGCUCUAGACGCAACAGACAUUGGUGUUGCCCUACCAGUCAUAACUGAAGCUAUCGGCGGCAACGCUGUCCAAGCUUUGUGGAUGGGCACUUCUUUCCUUCUCGCAUCUACAGUUUGGCAACCGCUCUUCGUUGCUGUCUCGAAUGUCUUCGGUAGACGUCCACUUCUGGUCGUGGCACUGAUACUAUUCACAGCUGGUUCCAUCAUCUGUGCCGUCUCCAAGAACCCAGCUGUGAUGCUCACAGGGCGAAGCAUUCAAGGUAGCGGGGUCGGAGGAGUUCUCACCCUGACAGAAGCCAUCAUCACCGACCUAGUACCUUUGCGGGAGAGAGGAAAUUUUCUUGCCUUGAUCAGCAUUGUCUGGGCUGUCGGAACCGUAGCUGGUAAGUGUCUUUCUUCCACAUCAUACCGCACUUUUGCCUGA
Messenger RNA from Parastagonospora nodorum SN15, 540 nucleotides. RefSeq lists its product as hypothetical. Bases 1 to 540 code for a protein of 179 amino acids. Gene Ontology annotation, molecular function: transmembrane transporter activity. The record is from RefSeq and is a predicted model, not a curated record. Lineage: Eukaryota; Fungi; Ascomycota; Dothideomycetes; Pleosporales; Phaeosphaeriaceae. The transcript is spliced from 2 exons. Gene Ontology annotation, biological process: transmembrane transport.